UAACCAAAAAAAACAGAGACAAGAAGAAAAACCCCACAAAACCUUUUGACAACUCUAUCCAUGGCUGUGACAAUGCACGUGAAGUCGGACUCCGAGGUGACGAGCAUGGACCAGGGCUCGUCGCCUCCGCGCUCGCCUCGUAGACCCGUCUACUUCGUCCAGAGCCCCUCGAACCACGACGUCGAGAAAAUGUCCUACGGCUCCAGCCCCAUGGGCUCGCCGCACCACUACUACCACUGCUCGCCGAUCCACCACUCCCGUGAGUCCUCCACCUCGCGCUUCUCCGCUCCCCUCAAGAACCCCAGAAACCCCUCCGCCUGGAAGAAGCUACGGAAGGAGCCAGAGUCCGACGCCGACGCCGACGACGACGACGACGAAGACGGCGUCGGAGGCUUCGGUGGUUUGAGCCGCAAUGUGAGGUUGUAUAUUUGCUUCGUUUUUCUCUUCGUCACGCUCUUCACGGUUUUCUCGUUGAUUCUGUGGGGCGCGAGCAAGAGUUACAAGCCUAAGGUCUUCGUCAAGAACAUAGUGUUCGGGAACUUCAACAUACAGGCGGGGAGUGAUCACUCCGGCGUGGCAACGGAUAUGCUGUCGUUGAAUUCGACGGUCAAAUUGGUGUACAGAAAUCCUGCCACGUUCUUCGGCGUCCACGUCACGGCUACCCCUUUGGAGCUUCACUAUUACCAGCUCCAACUUGCCUCAGGACAGAUGAAAAAGUUUUAUCAGUCAAGGAAGAGCCAGCGAACGGUAGUGACAGUUGUGCUAGGGCAUCAAGUGCCACUCUAUGGUGGGAUUUCUGCAAUUCCAGACCUGAGAGAGCACCAUGUGAAAAUGGCAAUUCCAAUGAACCUAACACUUGUGGUAAGGUCGAGGGCCUACAUUUUGGGAAGACUUGUGAAGUCCAAGUUUUAUAGAAGAGUCAGAUGCUCUGUUACUCUUAGAGGCAAUAGACUCGGCAAACCCCAUAAUCUGACAAAUUCAUGUGUUUACCAGUGAAUGAGUUACACUUGUGUUUGCCAUGUAUAUUGGGUGUCUCAAGUGGGAAAUUCAGUUCUCUUUUUGGCCCGUAGAAAUUUCUUUUUUCUUUUUUGUUUUCAUCUUUACAAAUCCAAUGUACUAGUGUUUUAAUUUUUCCUGUAGCAUCUUGGAUAUUUAAGACCUGCAAAUGGAUGAAGGGACAAUGUAAAUUUCAUUUGUUGUAUGUGAGAUAUAUGAUAACAAGA
Molecule: messenger RNA, 1223 nt
Organism: Corylus avellana
Lineage: Eukaryota; Viridiplantae; Streptophyta; Magnoliopsida; Fagales; Betulaceae
Product: late embryogenesis abundant protein
Source: RefSeq, a predicted model, not a curated record